Molecule: messenger RNA, 1650 nt
Organism: Penicillium psychrosexuale
Lineage: Eukaryota; Fungi; Ascomycota; Eurotiomycetes; Eurotiales; Aspergillaceae
Product: fungal specific transcription factor domain-containing protein
Exons: 4
Coding region: 1-1650 (549 amino acids)
Biological process (GO): DNA-templated transcription
Molecular function (GO): DNA binding; zinc ion binding
Source: RefSeq, a predicted model, not a curated record
AUGCAACAACAGAAAGCUUUCAGUGAUUGGUUGUCUCCUAAUAAGCCCUCAAUUAGCGCGACUGAUAGCGAUAUCCAGGUCACAAAUACCCCAUACUGUGGCCAAGAAGACCCGAUACAAGAUGGUUCAGAAGGAGAGCUUGCUAUUCCUAUUGGGCACACCACUGCAGCGCAUAAUCUUCUGAGCUGGCCUUCUGUCCAAUCGCUGAUACAUCCACUGAAGAGAAGCGGGGAGUAUGUGAUGGAACUUGAGGCUAAUCGUGGUCUUAUCACCGCCUACGAUGAGGAUGGCGUCGGGAAUCCUUCUGACGACAGUCAAGUACUAGUCCCUCCUGCUACAGAAAACGGAAGACUAGAUAUAGAGCUGUCUGGCCGGUUCAAUGCGAAUUCCAGCACAACUCAACGCUACUACCAGAGCUAUUUGAGCAAUAUCCACAAAGUUCACCCGUUCCUGGACCAAACUGAGCUGAGCAUGCAGGUGGACGACUUCACCCAAUAUUACUGCUCCGAAAAUUUCUCAUCACAGAUACAACCGCGCGUCGAAGGGACCAUUUACAACGCCAUUAUCCUAUUGGUCUUGGCUAUUGGUGCUUUUUGUGAUCAGCCAUCACCGCUCACAUUUCCUAGCACUGACACCCCGAUUGCUGGCCUGUCACUCUACGGAUUUGCAGUUUCCACUUUGGGUCCUUCGCAAGGAGGAACUAACUUGAAACACGCCCAGGCAUGUUUACUUGCGGGAAUUUAUAUUGGCCAAUUUGCACACCCUUUUCAGAGCUAUAGCUGGAUUUCUCAGGCUUCUUGGGUAUGCCAAUUACUCAUUAGGCCAAAACGGUACAGGAUAUUGCAUAGCUCCGUGAAGGACUUAUGCAGGUUCAUUUACUGGACUUGUCUGAAGCUGGAGAGCAACAUACUAGCUGAGCUAGAUCUCCCGCCGAGUGGCCUCUCUCGAUUUGAGAGCCAAAUCGAUCUGCCAACAGAAAAAUCCGCCCUUACUGACAGUCCUGAUUCACCGCUCAUAAGUACAAUGUUGUUCUACUCAGCUCAUAUUCAUCUUCGGAAAAUAUUGAAUCGCGUCCAUACAGAGCUCUACAAAUUUGAUCAUGAAGAGCAAGGGUGGUCUUUAACGGUGCAACAAGCACUAAGCAUGAACCUCGCUCGCUGGCGGGCGAGCCUCCCAUAUAUGAUGAAAUGGGGGGACGACGAGCAACCUGCGACAGAAAUCAACACUGCACGCAUGCGUGCCAAGUUCUACGGUGCCCAAUACAUUAUCUAUCGACCUCUGCUAUACCGUGCUCUCCACUCACCCCCAGGCGCAAAGGAAGGGCUUCCGCAGCCCCUCCUAGACGCUUGCAAGAUAUGCAUCAAGUCGGCUAUCUUGAAUACAAUGGCGUUUGAUCGAAUCGAAGGUCGCUUAAUAAUUACCAAUAUCUUUGGAACAGCUCAUGGGCAAUUUGGAAAUAUGCUUGUUCUAUCCGCCACUUACAUGUCGAACCUACGAGAGUUGGUUGACAGGGAUUUACUCCAACGCCUUCUUGAGGGGACGAUCCGAUUCUUGCAACAUACGGGGUCUGGUUCGCCAUCCCUACAAGCUGAUAUGGAGAUUCUCACUGAAAUCUACGGAAAGAUCUUUACACCUUCCAUCGGUUCGUAA